Messenger RNA from Pogoniulus pusillus (Red-fronted tinkerbird), 1151 nucleotides. It is a transcript of the gene BCAS4, whose product is annotated as breast carcinoma amplified sequence 4. The coding region runs from base 54 to 614 and encodes 186 amino acids. Gene Ontology annotation, cellular component: BLOC-1 complex. NCBI's taxonomy places the organism in Eukaryota, Metazoa, Chordata, Aves, Piciformes, Lybiidae. The record is from RefSeq and is a predicted model, not a curated record. The transcript is spliced from 5 exons.
GCCGCGCCUCUGUGUGAGGAGGAGUGGCGGCCGGGGGCGGAGCGGCAGCUGCCAUGAGCUCAGCCGGGAACCAGCGGCGACCUGCCGUGGAGGUGAUGCUGCGGCCGGAGGAGCUCCCGGAGUCGCGGGCGGGGACGACGGAUGAGGAGAGCUGGGCUCGGCGCCUCGACCGCUGCCCCACCCCGCCGCCCAGAGAAGAGGUGAAGGCAUUGGAAGAGACGAUCGAAGAGCUGUUGCGGAGGCUGGACGAGUUCUGCGGGAUCACGGACGCGAUUAGAAGUGAUACAUCAGAGAUCCUGGAUGAGACCAUUCCUCUCAUUAAAGGCAAGGUGAUGGACAUGAACCACGUCUAUGCCAAAGUUGAUAAAUUAGAGGCGUUUGUUAAGAUGGUUGCGCACCACAUUUCCUUCCUAGAAGCACAGGUGCUUGAAGCAGAGAAGAGCCAAGGCACUUUCCUUAAUACUGUUUGCAAAUUAUUUCAACGUGCAACUGCCUCAUCACUUAAAAAUAGUCAGCCUCCAUCAGCAGCACGCUCCUAUGACCUGCCAAAGCUCUACCGAACAGAAGACUUUUUCCCUGUGAAUGAUGUAGGUACUAAAUAUCCAACUCAUUGACUUGGGACUAACAAAAGGUUUUUAAGGAAAGGCUGCUGCAGUUUGUUCUUAGGCUUCACACUUCAUGACCUUACAAAGAAGCAGCUGUUGCAUUUCAGAACUUAGGCUAGCAUCUAAUAAGGGAAGCAAAGAAUUACUGGUGAUUUUAUCACUAGUUGGAGGCUGGAACAUUAGUUCUAAGAUUUGAUCACAGUAGUUGGCCACUUACUUGAUAAGCUUCCCAUCAAUGAAGAAACCAUACAAAACCUCACUUAGUUUAGCUCCACAUUUUUGUAUUUAAAAUGCUGAGAAGGCUGAAGAGGGCCCUUAGUGUAGCAUUUUAAACCAUCAAGUAAUGUGCCAGUGCUGCCAGCCUCACAACUGCCCCAUGGUCAGAUUUUACGAGGGAAUGUGUCAAUGUCAGAACUUUUAUCAUUCAGUGCACUGCACAUAGCUGAAGCCUCCCAUGCUCUCUUUCCAGCCAGAGACAGGCUUUCACAAGCUGCUGUGUACUGUAACUUGAUGGUGUAAAUAAACUUUCUGCAAAGCUGUUCUGGA